Molecule: messenger RNA, 222 nt
Organism: Loa loa (African eye worm)
Lineage: Eukaryota; Metazoa; Nematoda; Chromadorea; Rhabditida; Onchocercidae
Exons: 2
Coding region: 1-222 (73 amino acids)
Source: RefSeq, a predicted model, not a curated record
AUGAUAGCAUUUGGUUGCUUUUUCGCUCCAGGUUGGAAAGGAGGUAACCGAGAAUUCCUGUGGUAUGCAAUUGAAGACCGAUUUAACCAUGAAUAUGCUUUCGUAUGGGAACCAUUCAAGGAAUCGAAACCACCGAAACUCUUAUUAAUGAGAGGAUUACAAAGGGAAAUGUGGGCUGCAGCAUUGAAACGUGGUACUUGGUUCCUGGCUCCUGAGGACUAA